This is a messenger RNA of Lutzomyia longipalpis, 2842 nucleotides long. RefSeq names its product transitional endoplasmic reticulum ATPase TER94 (gene TER94). Gene Ontology annotation, molecular function: ATP binding; ATP hydrolysis activity; polyubiquitin modification-dependent protein binding. The record is from RefSeq and is a predicted model, not a curated record. Gene Ontology annotation, biological process: retrograde protein transport, ER to cytosol; mitotic spindle disassembly; autophagosome maturation. The coding region runs from base 119 to 2533 and encodes 804 amino acids. The transcript is spliced from 5 exons. NCBI's taxonomy places the organism in Eukaryota, Metazoa, Arthropoda, Insecta, Diptera, Psychodidae. Gene Ontology annotation, cellular component: cytosol; nucleus; VCP-NPL4-UFD1 AAA ATPase complex.
AACAUAGGAUUCUUUAAAGGGUUUACAAGCCCACGUCAGUCAGAUUUCCAAUAAAUUUUGCUAGAGUUUUCGGUCGCUUUUUAGUGAAUUUUCGUGCACAAAGAGGAAAUUUGUAAUCAUGGCAGAUUCAAAGAAUGCGGAUGAUUUGGCUACGGCAAUCCUGAAGCGGAAGGAUCGUCCAAAUCGUCUUCUUGUGGAGGAAGCUGUAAAUGAUGACAACUCCGUGGUGUCCUUGUCGCAGGCUAAGAUGGAUGAUUUGGGUCUCUUUCGCGGGGACACAGUUCUCCUCAAGGGGAAGCGUCGCAAGGAGACGGUCUGCAUUGUGUUGUCAGAUGAAAAUUGUCCCGAUGAGAAGAUCCGGAUGAAUCGGGUGGUGCGCAAUAAUUUGCGUGUUCGCCUCUCGGAUGUGGUAUCCAUCCAAUCUUGCCAGGACAUCAAGUACGGCAAACGCCUCCACAUUCUUCCCAUCGAUGAUUCCGUUGAGGGGCUUACGGGGAAUUUAUUUGAGGUCUACCUCAAGCCCUACUUCUUGGAGGCUUACAGACCCAUUCACAAAGAUGAUAACUUUAUUGUACGCGGUGGAAUGCGAGCUGUGGAGUUUAAAGUUGUCGGGACAGAACCUUCACCGUAUUGUAUUGUGGCUCCGGAUACGAUUAUCCAUUGCGAUGGUGAACCCAUUAAGCGUGAGGAGGAGGAAGAAGCUCUCAAUGCUGUGGGGUACGAUGAUAUCGGUGGAUGCCGUAAGCAAUUGGCUCAAAUUAAGGAGAUGGUGGAGCUGCCAUUGCGUCAUCCAUCUCUCUUCAAGGCGAUCGGAGUGAAGCCUCCACGUGGGAUUCUUAUGUACGGUCCCCCCGGUACGGGAAAGACACUAAUUGCCCGUGCGGUGGCCAAUGAGACUGGGGCUUUCUUCUUCUUGAUUAACGGCCCGGAGAUCAUGAGUAAGCUGGCCGGUGAGUCCGAGUCGAAUUUGCGUAAGGCCUUCGAAGAGGCUGAGAAGAAUUCUCCAGCAAUUAUCUUCAUUGAUGAACUCGAUGCUAUUGCGCCAAAAAGGGAAAAGACUCACGGCGAGGUGGAACGCAGGAUUGUGAGUCAGCUGCUCACAUUGAUGGAUGGCAUGAAGAAGAGUAGCCAUGUGAUUGUCAUGGCGGCUACCAAUCGCCCGAAUUCCAUUGAUCCAGCUCUUAGGCGUUUUGGGCGUUUCGAUCGGGAGAUUGAUAUUGGUAUCCCUGAUGCAACGGGCCGGCUUGAGGUGUUGCGCAUCCACACGAAGAAUAUGCGCCUUGCUGAUGAUGUGGAUCUCGAGCAAAUUGCAGCAGAGAGUCAUGGGCAUGUGGGGGCUGAUCUGGCCUCACUCUGCUCCGAGGCAGCUUUGCAGCAGAUUCGUGAGAAGAUGGAUUUGAUUGAUCUCGAGGAUGAUCAAAUUGAUGCUGAAGUGCUCAAUAGUUUGGCUGUGUCAAUGGACAACUUCCGCUAUGCCAUGACAAAGUCCAGCCCAUCGGCACUACGUGAGACAGUUGUGGAGGUUCCCAAUACCACCUGGACGGAUAUUGGUGGCUUGGAGAAUGUGAAGAAGGAACUGCAGGAGCUUGUGCAGUAUCCAGUUGAGCAUCCGGAUAAAUUUCUCAAAUUCGGCAUGCAACCCUCGCGUGGGGUUCUCUUCUACGGGCCACCAGGGUGUGGUAAGACACUCCUGGCUAAGGCCAUUGCAAAUGAGUGUCAGGCCAAUUUUAUCUCCGUCAAAGGCCCCGAAUUGCUCACAAUGUGGUUCGGGGAGUCCGAAGCGAAUGUCCGUGACAUUUUCGACAAGGCACGCUCAGCCUCACCGUGCGUGCUCUUCUUCGAUGAAUUGGAUUCAAUUGCAAAGAGUCGUGGGGGGAAUUUGGGUGAUGCCGGUGGGGCGGCUGAUCGGGUGAUCAAUCAGAUUCUCACGGAAAUGGAUGGGAUGGGGGCAAAGAAGAAUGUUUUCAUUAUUGGAGCAACCAAUCGCCCGGAUAUCAUUGAUCCGGCUAUUCUGCGUCCAGGACGUCUCGAUCAGCUAAUUUACAUUCCACUGCCAGAUGAGAAGUCGCGUGAAUCCAUUCUCAAGGCUAAUUUGCGUAAGAGUCCCAUUGCACGUGAAGUGGAUCUUGGGUACAUUGCAAAGGUGACUCAGGGAUUCUCUGGAGCUGAUCUCACGGAGAUCUGUCAGCGAGCCUGCAAAUUGGCCAUUAGGCAGGCCAUUGAGACGGAGUUGCGCCGAGAGAAGGAACGUGCUGAGAAUCAAAACAGCGCUAUGGAUAUGGAUGAGGAAGAUCCCGUGCCGGAGAUAACUCGUGGACACUUUGAGGAAGCAAUGAAAUUUGCACGUCGUUCUGUGUCGGAUAAUGACAUUAGAAAGUACGAGAUGUUUGCCCAGACACUUCAGCAGUCUCGAGGUUUCGGUACAAACUUCCGUUUCCCAUCGGGCAGUGGUUCAUCGGCUCAGGGUGGUCCUGGACAGAGUCAACCACAAAAUCGUCCGGAUGACAAUGGAGACGAUGAUCUCUACAGUUAGGCGAUUUCCUCUUCUAUCUCAUUGCGCAUCCAUAAGAGAAAUUUUUACUUCUUCAAAGAUAAAUGCGAACAUAGAGCCUCAUCUUAGAAUUUUUGUGUUUAGGUUUAUUUUCUUUGAUACAUUAUAUAAAAAACUACACAUAAUAUUUGAUGAUGAAUAUGAGUGGAAGAUUGAAUUAGUUGUAUCUUUUUCUAAAACAAAAAACAAACCAAUCAGACUCGAUGUUGAGGGUAAUUGCAGAGUUUUUUUGCGUAAUUUAAACUUAUAUUUCCAAACAUGAAAAUAAACAAUAAAAUUGAAAUUAUAUAA